Bactrocera oleae (olive fruit fly) is the source of this 4854-nucleotide messenger RNA. The record is from RefSeq and is a predicted model, not a curated record. NCBI's taxonomy places the organism in Eukaryota, Metazoa, Arthropoda, Insecta, Diptera, Tephritidae.
AGCGCUACGAAUGUCCAAUGGUUAAAAUCAAAAGUGAAAAAGAUAAUUUGAACACAAUAACUGAAGUAACGUUCAAACCUUCAGUUGCAGAUUUUCGACGAAAAUUUAAAAUAGUAAAGGAAGGGAACACAAUUUUUAUUUCUUUGAUAGAUACGAGCAGUUGGUUGUGUUUGAUCUGGGCAGACACAGUUGAUAAGCUGAAUUUUAUUGUUAAACCAAACAAUAAUAAACGAGUGCUGGGUGGAAUCGGUAAUGCGGAAGUGGUCACGUUGGGCAGUUUCGAAAACAGCAAAGUCUAUGAUGACCAAAUCACAGAAGAGUCAGAAAUAUUAGCUUUUAGUAUAAUUUGUAUAGAAGAGCAGGCGCCGAAGCGAAUGUAUGAUUUGUCACAUCAGGAUAAGGGGGAAAUGUUAAAAGUGGAAAAGCUGAUUGCUCAAUAUAAGCCAAAGGGAAUAAAAUUUUCCCCAGUGGAAAUGAAAAUUAUUUUAAAAGAUGAUGUACCGAUACAUCAGCCACCCAGGAGCGUAUCGUUUCAAGAUCAAAUAAUAAUAGAUGCUCAAGUAAAGCAAUGGUUAGAUGAAGAUAUUAUUACCCCAGGUGUAUACGCUUACGCGUCGCCGAUUGUGCUUGUGACUAAAAAGGGCAAAACAAAGCGAUUAUGUUGCGAUUAUCGCAAAUUAAAUGAGACAAAUUUGCGCUAUAAUUUCCCAAUGACAUUGAUGGACGAGAUAGUUAAGAAACUCCAGGGAUAUAAAAUUAUUUCCACAUUAGAUCAGACUAACGGAUUUGUGCAUAUUCCUGUCGAAGAAAGCCCUAGAAAAUAUACCUACAUCGUUUGUUACAAUGAAAGGUCAAUUUUAAUUUAAAUUUGUGCCGUUUGGCAUCUCUAAUUCACCAGCAGUAUUCUGCAGGUUUAUCCAUUCGAUUUUUAAGGAACUAAAAGAUAAGGGAAGUGCAGUCACUUAUAUGGAUGACUUAUUUAUUCCAUCUAUAGACGAAAAGGAGGGGUUAAUAAAACUUUAGGAAGUCCUUACAGCAGCAGUGCUGGACUACAGAUUAAGUGGAAAAAGUGUAAUUUUUUGAAACGUAAAGUAAAUUUUUUGGGGUAUAUAAUCGAAAAUAGCACAAUUUUUCCGUCGGCCGAGAAAACCAGAGCAGGUAAAGCUUUUAAGCCUCCCAGAGACAAAAAAGCCAUACAACAGUUGUUGUUGUUUUUCAGUGGAAGGAAAAACAGGCAAUUUAUUUCGAGCAACUAAAGACUUCGCUAUCACAAUCUCCAGUUUAAGAAUUGUAUAACCCGAACGCAAUAACAGAAGUUCAUACAGAUGCAUCAAAGCAUGGGUAUGGGGCAGUAAUGUUACAAAAUAGGGCAGACGAUGAAGCAUAUCAUCCAGUACAGUUCAUGAGCCAGAAAACAAGUUCAGCUGAAGAGAAUUAUCAUUCUUAUGAACUCGAAGUGCUCGCCAUCGUCAACGCAUUAAAGAAAUGGAGAGGGUAUUUGUUGGAUUUAGAAUUCAAAAUCAUAACAGAUUGCAACGCAUUUGCUAUGACAUUUAAGAAAAAAAAACGUUAUGCCACGGGUAGCUAGGUGGGUAUUGUUUUUCCAAGAAUUUAAUUAUACUAUAGAACAUAGGUCAGGCUCUAAAAUGAAGCAUGUCGAUGCUUUAAGUAGUCUAGCGCGUAUGUCAAUAGACGAAUCGUUACAGCAUAGACUAUAAAAGGCACAAGUAAAAGAUGAAUGAAUGAAUGAAUUGGAAAAUACUAUUACAUUCCAGGGCUCGAGGAAAAAGUAAAAAAUAUAGUAAGCAGUUGUGUCGAAUGUUUAAUAAUGAACACAAAGAGUGAUAAAUUGGAAGGAUUUUUGUCGCCAAUCGAGAAAGAAGAUUAUCCUUUAGGGACAUUUCACAUAGAUCAUGUAGGCCCAAUGACAACGACCGGGAAACAGUACAAAUAUAUCCUAGUUGUGAUCGAUGCAUUUACAAAAUUCGUGUGGCUUUACCCAACAAAAGAUACAAGUGCGGAGGUGGUUUAAAAUGUGCUUUCAAAGCAAGCCAAUAUAUCUGAUAAAGGAUCAGCAUUUACAUCACAAGCUUUCAAAAGUUAUUGCGAUGAUAAUAAUAUAAUAAUAAUAUUCGACAUCUAUUAAAACGGCGGUGCCAGCAGAAAACGGACAGGUGGAACGAAUUCAUAUGGUAGUAACCCCAAUGCUUGCUAAAUUAUCUCACCCGAAUGCCUCACAGUGGUACAAGUAUAUCGGAAAGGUUCAGCAGUUUAUAAAUAAUUCUCUUAGUCGAAGUACAAAACAGGCCCCAUUUAAGAUUUUGACAGGUUGUGACAUGCGAGUAAACGAGGACCUUGCGUUAAACGGAAUUUUAGAAAAUGAAGUAGUAAGUUAAACGAUAGGCGUGAUAAGUUGCAUGAAGUAGCUAAAGAAAACAUACGGAAAAGUCAAAAAGCAAAUAGGAAGUCAUUCAAUAAGAAACGUAAAAAGGAAAUUGAAUAUAACGUAAAUGACUUGGUUGCAAUUAGACGAACACAAUUUGGAAGCGGGAUAAAGUUACGACCCAAAUUCUUGGGAUAAUACAAGGUUUUAAAAAGAUUGAAACACGAUCGAUACGAAGUAGAAGGAGUGGGAAAUGAUGAGGGACCUAAGCUAACACCGACCGCUGCGGACUAUAUGAAAAGGUGGUAACGUUAUUCAAGGCGAAUAGGUAGUCAGGAAUGGCCGAGUUGUGGGACGGAGAAAUACGACCAUGCGGACUGGACUUUGAACACUCAUGUGGAAAAACGAAAAGAGUGCUCUGACAUUGAGUAAUGCUGUAAAACUAAAAGUGUGUAUUGUAUUGUAAUUUAAAUAUUCCUAAACUAAAAGUGUGUUUGUAAUAGGAACAUUGUUGUAAUAAAAAAAAAGUGUACUCUGUAAUUAGAGUAUAAAUAUUAAAACAUUAAACUAUUAAACCUCACAUACUACCAAUAUUUAGAAGUAAAGCUAUUAGUUAUAUGGGGGCUAGGGCAGGUUUUCACGCGCAGGUUUCACGAAUAUACACUGUUAUUGGAAAAAGCUUCACUCUGAAUUUAUUGAUGCGCUAUGAAGUCCACCGAAAGUUGAAAAUCUUUACAUCAGGUACAUGGAGAUCCGAUUCAGCACUAUUAUCAGGCUGUUGAUGCUUGCAGAUGAAGACAAUCGCAUGCAUACAACGUAGCUGUGUAUCACGACUUCGAUUUUGCAUCAUCAGAAGUGCUUUGGAUAUGAAUUAUUACAUAUAGACGUUUCAUCGACUUCGGAUUAGUUACAUUGAUCACGGAGUAACUCACAGAUAAUAUACAUUACGUGUACAUAUAUAACGACAGAUUAAAUACGGCGAUAUAGAAAAGAAGUAUACCAACUUGAGAAAUAAAAUUAAUCACUCGUUUCUCGUAGUCUUAAUUAUAACAAAUGAUGUUAAGUAGGGAAGCAAGUACACCGUCCAUUGCUAAACAAAAAACAGAGAAAAGCAAUAACAUUACUAAUUUAAGUCCGAAGGAAAAUAUCAAAAGCCUGCAUGAAUUAUUUCUGGAAAUACUGGACGCAGUGCUUUCAUGCGUCAUAGUGGCACCUUGCGUAAUCGCCUAUUGGCGAGGAACUUGGGAACUGAUGGGAGUUUUAUUGUUCCCACGGAGCAUGCCGCUAUCUGCGCUGAUGUCCUUUUUGAUUGGUAUUUCGGGUCACUUCAUCUUUACAAUCACGCAAUCUUGUUUUCGAAGUUACAUUAAUCCUGAUAAGCGUCGCCUCACUUAUUACGUAAUUUCGCGAAGCUACACAGCUCUAUUCGGCAUCGUAUGUGUGAACAUGUGGCGAGGCUCGUGGAUCUUAUGCGAUUGGCUCACCAGUGCGGACUCCUUAAUAAUUAUUGUCGCCGUAACGCUAGUGUCUUUGAUGUUUUUGAUUGCAACACGGACUGUUCGAAAUCUAAGCGCCGCACCAUAUGCGGUUACAAUGGACCAUAAAAAUGAUUAUUUCGACGUUGACACUAUGUUUAAAAUACCGGGUUUUCACCAACCUGGCUUGUACGUUCUCGACACACUGUUUUCCGUUCUAGUCAUUGGAACAUUAGUUGUUAUUGUCUGGAGAGGAGUAUGGGGAAUAAUGGACAUAACAUUUUACCCUUUUGACAGAACAAAGUCCUCUUGGAGCUCUUUGAUUCUUGGCUACAUAAUCGUCGUCAUAACAUUCGUUAUCAAACCUAUUAUACGCUGCAUAUGCAAGAAAAUUGACGGAAUGUGUAAAUUAAUUAUUUGUGACAUGUUCUAUUUUUUAAUAUUUUUUGGAGCUGUAAACGCAUGGCGAGGAAUAUGGAACCUGUUGGAUAUUUACGUGUAUCCAGACAAUAAAAUACUAAGCUAUUGGUUAACACAUCUAAUACCAUUCCUUGUGCUUGCUGCCCUGAAAUGCUCAAAUUCAAUAUUAGUGCGUGGGGUUUUCAUAGAUGCGGAAGGUACGCCCGAUGAAUGCGUAACUAUUCCAAUAAAUUAUGUUAAGCUACAUUUUGAAAGAGAGCGCAAAAAGAAAUCUAUAUAUAUGUGCCAUCAGACAGACAUGAUGAAAAAGGCGAAUAAGGAUGCCCAAACCAAAUUAAUCGAGAAGUUUGAGAAAGUGGAAAUUAAGAUGCAAGCUGGCAAAGAUGCAGCUCGUCUUGUGUAACUAAUAUACAUAGCCUUAUGUAGCAUAUGUACAUACAUACAUACAUAAAUAUGUAUAUAUAUAAGUAAUAUUUUCUACAUCAGAAGUACAUCCAACCGAGCACCUUAAUACAUAUCGAUUUACCAGAUAAAAAGGGCAAUUUUAAAGUAACAUUAAAAUUUUAUUAAAAGUAA